CGGCUCCCCCGUACGACAUACGACACCACCAUGUCUCUAGCCGGCAAAAUAGUCAUCAUCACCGGCGCCAGCAGCGGCGUCGGACGUGCCACCGCCAUCAAGGCUGCGUCAGAGGGGGCCGUCCUCGCCCUGGGAGACAUGAACUUGUCCGGAUUGGGCGAGACAGUAGGCCAGUGUCGGGCUGCAUCGUCAACAUCAACAACAACCGAGACGACACCUUCCCACCUCCAAUUCAUGCUUGAUGUCGGCUCGACCGACGACUGGGACAGCUUCGUGAAGGCCGUCAUGGAUGCUUUCGGCAAAAUCGACUGCGUCUUCAACUGCGCCGGCAUCAACCCGACGGCCAUCUCGACCGAGAAAAUAUCCGACGCUGUAUGGGACAAGAUGGUCAACACCAACCUCAAGGGCGUCUUCAACGCGACCCGCGCAUGCCUCCCGUACAUGAAGUCUGGCUCGGCCUUCGUCAACGUCUCCAGCGUCGCGGGCCUGCACCCCGUGCCCGAGCUGGCGCUCUACUGCGCCACGAAGCAUGCCGUCAUCGGAUUCUCCAAGAGCGUCGCGCUCGAGGUUGGACCCAGGGGGAUCCGCGUGAACGUCGUGGCGCCAGGGAUGGUCGACACGCCGACGAACUCGGCUGUUCGGGCUGGCCGGGAGGCGGUCGAUCGCGCGGCGGAAUCAGUGGGCCUGAGGAGAUUCGGGACGGCCGAGGAAGUUGCUGAGGUGGUGGUGUUCUUGCUUGAGGAGAGGAGUCGGUAUAUGAAUGGGAGCGUUGUUGAGGUCCACGGAGGGAUUGGUGUGCAAUAAAAUAAGUAUGUACAAAUACAAGUAUCGAC
Messenger RNA from Phialemonium atrogriseum, 833 nucleotides. Its product is annotated as 3-oxoacyl-FabG. NCBI's taxonomy places the organism in Eukaryota, Fungi, Ascomycota, Sordariomycetes, Cephalothecales, Cephalothecaceae. Bases 31 to 804 code for a protein of 257 amino acids. The record is from RefSeq and is a predicted model, not a curated record. Gene Ontology annotation, molecular function: oxidoreductase activity, acting on the CH-OH group of donors, NAD or NADP as acceptor. The transcript has a single exon.